GAGUACUCUUCAAGCCGGUCCAGGAUCGAGUACACACCUUCGACGUCUCUUCAGAGUCUCUUGGCGCCCUUCUGCGUGAUGUGGAUCCUUGAGGAACCCUAUUCGGUGACUGUAGGCUAUGCGGGCGCCAUCCUAGCAGUCCUCUCAGUCGUUCUCAUCAGGCUGUACCUUUCGUUCUCCUGCGGCGCAUGUACCUCCAAGAAGGACAUGAACGGCAAGACUGUCAUCAUCACCGGGGCCAAUUCAGGGAUCGGAUUGGAGACGACCCUGGAUUUAGCUAAAAGAGGAGCGAGAGUAAUCAUGGCCUGUAGGAACAUGCUUGAAGCGGCCAAAGUCAGGAAUACAAUAGCAAGAGAAGCUAAAAAUGAUAACGUUGUCGUAAGAAAACUAGAUCUGAGUUCAGUUCAAUCAAUAAGAGAAUUUGCAGCUGAAAUAAAUUGGAGGGAACCGCGCUUGGAUGUAUUGAUACACAAUGCAGGAAUGGCAAAUACUUUUUCAAAAAAAGUUACUGAAGAUGGAUUUGAAGUAACUAUGAUGACCAAUAUGUUUGGUCCAUUUCUUCUGACACACCUUCUCAUAGAUUUAUUGAAAAAAUCUGCUCCUAGCAGGAUUGUCGUAGUUGCUUCAGAACUGUAUAGGCUUGCCAAUGUUAACAUGAAUAAGCCUAACCCUGUGAAUACACUACCAGCCUAUUUGUACUACGCCUCAAAGUAUGCAAACAUAUUAUUCACAAGAGAAUUAGCCCAGAGGUUACAAGGAACAGGUGUUAGUGCUAAUUGCUUACAUCCCGGCAUGAUAGAUUCUGGUAUUUGGAGAGAUGUACCAUUCCCCCUCAACAUACCAGUAAAAAUUAUAGCUAAAAUUUUCUUUAAGACACCUGAAGAAGGGGCUCAAACAACAAUCCAUUUAGCAGUCUCCGAUGAAGUAAACGAAGCCAACGGCAAAUAUUUCAUGGAUUGCAGGGAACACGGACUGUCAUCCGACGUAUCAGACAUGGGUAAGGCAGCCAAGUAUUGGGAAAUCCUUGAAGGCCUCAUACUGAAACCGUCUGAUCCUCGAAUAUAAACUAUAAACAUAACUAUUUGUAUUCAACACUUUUAUGUAAUUUUAAUUAAUGAUGUACAUAUUAAUAAUAAAGUUAGUUUUUAUAAAUA
This is a messenger RNA of Nezara viridula (southern green stink bug), 1154 nucleotides long. Lineage: Eukaryota; Metazoa; Arthropoda; Insecta; Hemiptera; Pentatomidae. The record is from the annotation of a GenBank genome assembly.